AUGAGAUUAAAAUUUAAUUAACUUUUAAUAUUAUUAUUAAUUAUCUUUAUUACAGCUAAAGGUAAUAAUAAAUCUAGUUAGUAAGCCAAAAUAAAAAAGGAAUAUUAUCCUUAGCUAUAAAAAGAGGGAGAUAAUGCAGAUGUCUUUAGAAUUAUUGGGAGCUAUGAUUUAAAUAGAUUAGACCCAUUUUUGAUGUUAGAUUACUUUAAAGUACGCUUGCCUUCAGGUUUUCCAGAUCACCCACACAGAGGAUUUGAAACAGUAACUUACAUGCUAAGUGGAUAGAUGCAUCAUGAAGAUUUUAGAGGAAAUAAAGGUAUAUUAGAGAAAGGUGAUGUUUAAUGGAUGACAGCGGGUAAAGGUAUUGUUCAUAGCGAGAUGCCAGGUUCUUAUGAUGAGGAUUCUAUAGGAUUUUAGUUAUGGAUAAACUUAAAAAGUUCUGAUAAAAUGAUAGAGCCUAAAUAUCAAGAAUAUAAGUCAAAUAAGUUUCCUUUAUAUUAGAAGGAUGGACUAAAAGUAAAAGUAAUAUCAGGAAACUAUGAAAACGUACAUGGAAUUAUUAAUACUAAUAUAAGUGUAAAGUUUUUGGAUAUAUAAUACGAAGAGUCUAAUAUCUUGUUUAAGGAAUAUAUAUAACCUAAUCAUAAUUGCUUAAUAUUCAUUUAUUAAGGAAAAAUUAAAAUAAAUGAUAAAAUCUAUGAUGAAAAUGCUGCAAUUAUUUUUGAAAACUACCACGAAGAAAGAUAUUUUGAAAUAUUUUCUUAAGAAAAAUUCUCAAAAUUCAUUUUAUUAAGUGGAAGACCCAUCAAUGAGCAAGUUUUUAAUUAUGGGCCUUUUGUAUUAGAUAGCUAGGCUACUUUAAGAUAAGCGUUUGAAGAUUACUAGUUGAGUAAAAAUGGGUUCGAAGGAGCAAAUAAUUGGGCUUCUCAAAUUAAAGAUUUUCCAUAAACUAAGAAAAAGUUAGUAAUUAGUGAUUUAUGA
Messenger RNA from Tetrahymena thermophila SB210, 981 nucleotides. RefSeq names its product kinesin motor domain protein. The transcript is spliced from 4 exons. The record is from RefSeq and is a predicted model, not a curated record. Lineage: Eukaryota; Ciliophora; Oligohymenophorea; Hymenostomatida; Tetrahymenidae.